AUGAUAAUUCUAAUAUAAUAUGUAAAAAAAUAUACUUAUAAUUUAUUUAAAAAAAUAAAAUAAGAACUAUAAUGGGAUAGUGAAGUUAUAUCUAAAAGUAUAAAAAUUAUAAAAAAUAAUGAAAUAUUUUUAGAUAGUAAAGAAGAUGUAUUUAAAACUGCUAUUACCAAAUAGAGUUUUAAUACAGGAAAACAUUAUUGGGAAAUAAUACCCAAUUCAAAAACAUAAAAAGAAUUUAAAGUUGGAGUCUGUUUAUCAAAUUAAUUUAACAUUGAAACAGCUUUUUGUGAUUUUAAAAUAGGUUAUGGGUAUUAUACUAUAGGUUAAUUAAGGUUUGGUAGUAAUUAAAGUGGAAAAUAGUACGGAAAAAAAAUAAAAAAUGAAGGUGUUUUGGGAGUUUUUCUUAAUAUAGAUAAAGGAUAAUUAAGCUUUUCUUUAAAUGGAGAAUAUUUAGGAAUAGCUUAUGAAUGUGAAAAUCUUAAAAAAGGGCCAAUAUAUCCUGCUAUUUCCCUUUGUAGUAUUUCAGGAUGUAAAAUAUAAUAUUUAAAUAUUAUUCCAAGUAUAUUUUUAUGA
Molecule: messenger RNA, 573 nt
Organism: Ichthyophthirius multifiliis
Lineage: Eukaryota; Ciliophora; Oligohymenophorea; Hymenostomatida
Product: spry domain protein
Exons: 2
Molecular function (GO): protein binding
Source: RefSeq, a predicted model, not a curated record